UUCUGCUUUGCGCUGUUUAUUUCAGUAGCUGAAGCCUACAGCUUGCUGGGGAACACUACUGCCUUCAUGGCUCUAACCCUACUGGCUCCGGGUGGGUGCGCUCGAUUAUGGGCGCCGCGCCCUGCGCCCAUUAGACAUAGAGUCACUACGUUCGCUACUCUAUCCUCUCCUGGAGGUCAUGCCGUGGACUGGGUUGAAGCAACUUCGAGCUUUUUCGAACAAGACGCGAGGCCCAUCAUGUUGUUUGAUGGUGUAUGCAACUUGUGUAACGGAGGUGUGAGGUUUGUGAGUGAAAAUGAUCGAAAUAGGAGAAUCAGGUUCGAACCUCUCCAAAGCGAUGCAGGCAAAAAAUUACUUAGGAGGUCAGGGAGGGCUCCUGAUGAUAUCUCCAGUGUUGUACUUGUUGAAAAGGAUAGAUCAUACAUCAAGUCAGAAGCUGUGCUGAAGAUAAUGGAUUACAUAGAUAUACCAUUUCCCCAGUUAGCAUUUGUUCUACAGUUUGUGCCGCUGUUCAUAAGGGAUUUUGCAUACGAUAACGUGGCAGACAACCGUUACACAUUUUUCGGCCGCUCAGAAUCCUGUGAGAUAUAAACAGCUAAAUUCAUUGUACUUAGCCUAUGUUCUAUAUAUUGUAAAGUCCAGAAAUAAUAUUACCCCAGGAGGUUAACCAUUUAUUGUUUUGUCUGAAUGGAAUGAAGGUAUAUUCAUGUUUAUGAAUAAAAAAACUUGUGUAUAA
Juglans microcarpa x Juglans regia is the source of this 736-nucleotide messenger RNA. Its product is annotated as DCC family protein At1g52590, chloroplastic. Lineage: Eukaryota; Viridiplantae; Streptophyta; Magnoliopsida; Fagales; Juglandaceae. Gene Ontology annotation, molecular function: protein-disulfide reductase activity. The record is from RefSeq and is a predicted model, not a curated record. The transcript has 5 exons. The annotation marks the transcript as partial.